Pteropus alecto (black flying fox) is the source of this 3565-nucleotide messenger RNA. RefSeq names its product zinc finger protein 146 (gene ZNF146). The transcript is spliced from 3 exons. Gene Ontology annotation, biological process: regulation of cytokine production; regulation of immune system process; negative regulation of transcription by RNA polymerase II. The record is from RefSeq and is a predicted model, not a curated record. Bases 1287 to 2165 code for a protein of 292 amino acids. Lineage: Eukaryota; Metazoa; Chordata; Mammalia; Chiroptera; Pteropodidae.
CGGGGUGGGGCUGGGGGCCUCUGAGGAGGGUUCGAGCGUGUGUGACCCUGAGUUUGACCGCGUUUGACCGGAUAUUUGAGGUUAUUGAGUGGAGAAACUGGGUGCAGGAUUGUGUAUGGUGCAUUUGAGAGGUAGCUAUACGAGACCAGCAUUGAAGUAAUAACAUUUGAGCCGCACUUUUCUUGUCGAAAGUGCUGAUGCUAACGGUGCCAUCUUCCUGGAGCAUCUGUUUUACUUGAAGAUUUGAAGAGGGGCAGAAAGCUAAGUGGGCCGCUUCCUUGUGCACCCCUGGAAACUGCACCUUCCUCAUCCUUCAGAAGGUCCUGAGGCCCCAGGGCUCAGCCUGAGUUUUCGGAGGGUACUUUGGCCCCAGCAUUAACAUUCUAGUGCUGUGUCAUUUCCCCAGUAACAGGUUGUAGACUGACUAAACUGUAUGUGAUCCUCUGUUGGAGCAAGAAGACAAACUGGAUGGUGGAGAAGGAAGUGGAGAAGAAAUUGUCCAGAAGAAGCCUGAGAAGAUGAUGAGCAGAUAAGAGAGGCAGGAAGACUUGGGAGGCAAGUUGUAUCCACCUCCAGUAAAGUAAAGACUGAAGAAAAAAGGUGUGAAUAGAAGAAAAUUGGAAAAAUACUUUUCUCUGAUCUCAGACUUUGUAUCUUUUAAGGCAAUAUCUUUUUCACCUUACCUAGAAAGAAUUUGAAACAGUUUAGACUUACUUAAUCAUGAGGGACAUUGUGUAGGAAAGAAUCAUCAAUGUUUUUAGUUUGAAAAUCCUAUCACAGCUUACCUUUUAUGGUAAUAACUUUUAAGUGUAAAUCAGUGUGGAAAUGCCUUCAGUUAAAAAAAGUUGAAUCCCAUCUGAUAACAGCAUUUGUACUGGAUUAGAAACUCUAUGAAUUUACUGAAUGUGGAAAAACUUUCAUUCACGUGUCACUCUUCAGUAGAUGUAGAAAUCAGGCUGGAGAGAAACCCUGUGCUUCUGAGGAAAAUUGAAAAGCCUUUAGCUAGAUGACAAAUCUUACUGAGCAGAAGAAAAUUUAUACUGGGUAGAAACCAGUGAAUGUAACAAAACUUGAGUAUUAGAAAAUUUACACUUAGAGAAACCUUUGAACUGAGUAUGAUAAAGUUUUCUCUCGAACCUUAUCCCUUACUUUACCUUCGAAAGGUCACUCACAGGUUCUUCAGAUGUAAGAAAUGUGGAAAUACCUUCAGCCAAAAGUAAAUCCUCAUUCAUUAAAAAAUUCAUACCGGAGAAAAAUCUUGUGAAUGUGGGAAAGCUUCCAUUCAGAUGUCACACCUCAGUCAGCAGAAAAUUUGUAGCGGGGAAAACCCCUUUGCCUGCAAGGUAUGUGGGAAAGUCUUCAGCCACAAAUCAAAUCUCACUGAGCAUGAGCAUUUUCAUAAUAGAGAGAAACCUUUUGAAUGUAAUGAAUGUGGAAAAGCCUUCAGCCAAAAGCAGUAUGUCAUUAAACAUCAGAACACCCAUACUGGAGAGAAGCUUUUUGAAUGUAAUGAAUGUGGAAAAUCCUUCAGCCAGAAGGAGAACCUCCUUACGCAUCAGAAAAUUCACACUGGAGAGAAACCUUUUGAGUGUAAAGAUUGUGGGAAAGCUUUCAUUCAGAAGUCAAACCUCAUCAGACACCAGAGAACUCAUACAGGAGAGAAGCCCUUUGUAUGUAAGGAGUGUGGGAAAACCUUCAGUGGCAAAUCAAACCUUACUGAGCAUGAGAAAAUUCAUAUUGGAGAGAAACCCUUUAAAUGUAAUGAAUGUGGAACAGCUUUUGGCCAGAAGAAGUACCUCAUAAAACAUCAAAACAUUCACACUGGAGAGAAACCCUAUGAAUGUAAUGAAUGUGGAAAAGCCUUCUCUCAACGAACGUCACUUAUUGUACAUGUGAGAAUUCAUUCAGGUGAUAAGCCUUAUGAAUGCAAUGUAUGUGGGAAAGCUUUCUCUCAGAGUUCAUCUCUUACUGUGCAUGCGAGAAGCCAUACAGGUGAGAAGCCCUAUGGAUGUAAUGAAUGUGGGAAAGCUUUCUCUCAAUUCUCAACCCUUGCUUUACAUUUGAGAAUACACACAGGUAAGAAGCCGUAUCAAUGUAGUGAAUGUGGGAAAGCUUUCAGCCAGAAGUCACAUCACAUUAGACACCAGAAAAUUCAUACUCAUUAAAAACUCUGUGAAUAUCUUGAAAAUUGAAAAGCAUUCAUGAGGAAUUUACACCUCAUAAGACAGAAAUAAUUCUGAAGCAAAGUCACAAAUGACACAAAAGUUAAAAACUUAUUGGACACCAGAGAAAUUAUACUGAAGAGAAAAAAAGACAUUGUAUUAUAAAAAUCCUGUGCCCAACAAAAAACCUACAGCAAAGGUAAUGCCGAAACUCUUAGACACAUUUCCACUAAAUUGGGAAUGGGAAACAUGUUUGCUAUCAUUGCUGUCUGCAUAGAUCUGGAGAUUGUCACCAAUAUAAUAAGAAAAAUAAGUUUUAAGUAUUGUAAAGGAAAAGACUUUUGUGGUAUUAAUUUAGAACAAAAGAGAUUCUGGAAGCAUCUAUGCAUUUAUUAGAAUUUAGGAUAGAAAUGUCAUCAGGAGGUGAGAAGAAAAUGGGACUAUUUUAAAAAUGAUUUGGAGCUAAUUUGUCCUCCAAGGAAAAAAAAGAGACCAUGAACUAUAUACAAAGGUAAGAUCCAUGGGGAUUAAAAACAGGGAUAUGAAAAAGAUAUAUACUAAAAAUGGUUAUGACCUUGGGAGUAAGGAAACAUUCCUUAUAAUGAAUUGAAAAAUAGCAAUUUUACUCUGAGUUUGUAUGCUCAGGAAAUAUGUACCGGGCUAUUUACUGUGGCAUGAUUUGUAGUAGCCAUAAAUUGGAAACAACUUAAAUGCCCAUCAUGAAUAUAAUGGGAAAUGUUUAUGAUGGGAUAUUGUAUAUCUGUAAAAUGUAACAAAUGAGGUCUGCAUGUAUUACAGAGAAAGAUCUCAAAAAUGUUAAGAGGGAAGAAAUGAAGUUGUAGUAUGACCCAUCUAAUACCAUGACAUUUUUGUAAAUUUGAAUUAAACUUGCCUCACAAAAUGCAGUACUAUAUAUCAGUAAUGGAUACAUAUAUGUGUGUAUGUUUUUAAAAUGAUUUUGAAAUGGAAGGAUACAGACCAAAUUCUUGAUAGAGGUUGCCUGUGAAGAAUGGAGAAGGGAAGGGAUGAGUGUGGGAGGGGUGGACUGGGGAUUGGAUAAAGGGGAUUUCAUUUUUAUAUGUAAACAUCCAUUUCUCUUAAACACAAAAGAGACUAAGUAAAUAUAUAUAUCAAAAUAUUGGAUAGUUCUGGAUUGUGGUAUAUGGAUAUCUUGUCUUAUUUUUUGUACUUUUCUGUAUUUUUAAAUUUUCUCUAAGAAUGGGGGUGAGGAUGGGAAUGCUGUACCUAUAGAAAUGUUGCUCAAAUGGAUUCAUUCCCAAUGAAAUACUAAACUUUUUAUAGAAAAUAUUUCUAAAAUUUUAUCAAUGAGUGGAUGGACUUGUUCUCUAUGUAGUAUGAAAUUAUCUAUUUUAUUAAAAUUAAAAGUGACAGUAUAAUCCAAA